Molecule: messenger RNA, 3504 nt
Organism: Phlebotomus argentipes
Lineage: Eukaryota; Metazoa; Arthropoda; Insecta; Diptera; Psychodidae
Gene: Cc2d2a
Product: coiled-coil and C2 domain-containing protein 2A
Exons: 5
Coding region: 1-3504 (1167 amino acids)
Biological process (GO): protein localization to ciliary transition zone; non-motile cilium assembly
Cellular component (GO): ciliary transition zone
Source: RefSeq, a predicted model, not a curated record
AUGGCAGAAGAAACGGCUCAAAGUGCUGAAGAAACUGACGCUUAUCGGCCUUUUCUUCAACUUCCACAACUCCCAAAUCCCGAAAACGUUCCCACUGUCUUCCUCUGCCUCCGUGAAGAGAAUCUCAGCUACUCGCCAUACAUGCUGAACCACAAAAUCCUCUCCAUUCACUUCUCCACCAUCCAAUUUGGACAUCAUCCCUUAUUUUCUGAGGAACACGUUCUCGCCCAGAGAGUGGAAAAUCUCUUCAAAACCUACACUGAUCUGCAAAAGUGUGAUUUGGCAGGACAAUUGCGUCAAAAACUAAUCACUAAGCGAAGGAUGUGCAAAGGAUUGGCACAGAAAGAGUCGAAAAGUGAUGAAGAUGCUUUGAAAUUGAACAAACAUCGGACAGAAUUGAGGAUCACAAGGAAGAAGCUUCACGAGGAGGAGCAAAGGAUCAGGGAGAAUAUUAAGGAUCUCCUCGGUGAAUACAAGAAGUUGAAAUCCUUGCGGGAGAAGCAAAAAUUUAAUCUCACAACGAUAAAACUCACAAUUACCGCAACAGAGAUGAGCAAAGAGGAAGAUGAAGAAGCUUUUAAGAGGGAUUUCAAUGAGGAACUGGACGAAAUGCUCGAUGAAGCUUAUCAGGAGUAUCUCGAGGAGAAGAAGAAGUACACGGAACUCGUGAAGAACAUCAAAGAGGGCGACAAAGAUCCCGAUCCAAUCGAGAGACCAAAUGUUGAGACUAUUAAAAACACUCUGCAAGAACUGUAUUCGAAGACAAUGAGAGGAAUUGGUGAACCAGUUGUGCACAUAAUCACUGCCAGGAUUGAAAGGACAGAAGUGAAAAAUUCCCCAAGAGAAGUGAAUCGCAUUAGGAAGCUGAAAAACACAAAAUUCAUGUUGAAAAUCUCCCUCAAUGACGACGUUGUGGACAUUGUGAAAGAUCUCACGGCUGAUGAUCAGUUUGAGAUCAGAAUCAACACUACAAUCUCCGUAAGAUUGAUCAGAAAACUCCCGGAAAGGAUCAAAUUGCAGCUGUAUGAGAUGCAAUGCAUGAUUCCACGGUUGAAAAUAGCCUCAAUCACUCUUCCAGUGCCCGAAGAUCGCGAUCACUUUGAGCAUUGCGAGACGAGGAGUUUUGACUUCACGAAUAAUCGCGAUAUUCUGAGCGAUGUUGGAAUAGGAACAGGAAAAUUCUGUCGUAUUGAGGGAUCUCAGGAUCUGUAUAUUCAUGGCAAAAUAUCCUUGACGAUCGGCUGGUCUCACAAAGAGUCAAAUUCUGAGUUCAGAGACACUCAAGCGGCAGCUGUAAUUGAUUCUCGGACAUUGAGAGAUCAUUUGCAGUGGGAUCCUUUGGAUCCUGAGAAUGAUUUCACGUCAAUACACCAAAUUCACGAGCACCAGUUAAUGUCUGACGAUAACAUUCCCAUGACAGAGAUUCAAGAUGAUGAGAAACUUGCUUUUUGCCCACCUGAAGUUGUUGAGCAAAAUACAAGAUUGAAUUUGCUGAUCGAAAGGGCCAAAUUGACGGCUCAGUUCAAGGAUAUGAGACUGAUUCCGCAGGAGGACAGGGAGAUAUACCUGAGAAAGGAUAGCAGGAUAAUUGAUGAAACCAUUGGAAUGGAUCCAAUUGAUCUCUCACGCCAUCAAGGCAAGAAGAAUCUGCUGAAACUCCUCGCCAACAUUUCGCAGAUCAAUGAAAUUGCCAAUAGAGAGAAUGAGGAUUUCAGGCUACUCUUCCGCGAGGACACGCCCACUCUUAGCAGCUUGGGACAAAAUAUUCUGGGAAUCUUAGGUGCCAAGAGGCCCCUCAAGCCCACGAAGAGUCAGUCAAUGAAGCCCUCUUGUCGCAUCGAUGAUUGCCAUAAGUUCACCAUCACUGUUAAUGUUGGGCGUGCCUUUGGAAUUCCCUCGCGAAGUGACGAUCAACCACAAUCAGUGCGAAGGAGCAGCAAUUUGUCAUCAGCACAGCAAUCUUUCAGGACUAUUAACGUCAGGCCGUACGUCGUGAUUCUGUUCAAGGAUAAAACAGCCAGAACUUCAACAGCUGAAGGAUCGAAUCCAACGUGGAAUGAACAGCUCCAAAUCCCAAUAAAUUUCCAAAUGGAUCAACUCAAGGGAUCGUUGUGCAUUCAGCUUUUCGACGAAUAUGUGGAUGAUUUGCUGGAAGAUGAUCGACUUGGAAUGUCGGAAAUAUAUCAGAGGAUUUCAAGGAAGUGGAUUGGAGAACUGAGAAUUCCCAUCACGAAUAUAUACAGUAAUCAAAAGAUUGACGGAACUUUUGAGUUAAACUCACCGAAAAUCCUUCUGGGAUACUCCAAAUCAUCCCUCAAUCCUGGAACAUCGUCAGUGUUUGCUGAGAACCUGCCAGACACCCGAGGACCCAUCUACUUAUCGCUCUUCAUAGGACUCGAGCCCAGCUUUGACUCUCCCUAUUUCACAACGAAGCAUCUCGAGUGCAUGGAAUCGGAUCAAAUCAAGACAACCAUUCAGCUGUGGUCCAUGGAGUUCAGCAAUGAGUUCCCUCAUCGCUUCUGCGAUCCUCUGGUCAGUCUCUCGACUGGAAAGAGAGUCACUGUGACGAAAUUGCUGGGAUCUCUGGAAGUUCCUUUCGACGUGCGCGAUUCUUCCAGUGAACAUCUCAUUCGACGCUUCGUGUCGCUCAUCCCAGUUCUCCACACGGCAGAUCCUUGUGGCCAAUUGACUGGCGUGUGGCUCACGAACAGUGAGAUCCUGACCAACAUGUGCGCCACACCCAAAGAUCUCGCGGUUCUCCUGACUUGCUUCUACAUUUACCUCGACUUCAGCGCUUGGCUGGUGUUCGGUGAGGAUCGCGUCGCUGGACCAACUUGCUACGUCCUGACGAAGGAGAGUGGCGGUUUCUACCUCGUAGAUGCCGUGACAGGACGAAAGUACAGCAGCAGCGAUACUUACUGUCCCCUCGUGAAGGUGUCUCUCCUGGCGAAUCAUCACAAUGUGUGGGGAAAUGUGCAGAGCGAGAAGAGAGUUUAUCUCACACAAUUCGAUGUGAGGAAAUCCAUCGAUUGGAGGCCACUGUUCCGGAAGAAUGUCGACAUUCCGGGAGAUUUCCUCCAAGACACAACAAUCGACUACAAGAGAACAUUUCCCGUGAGUGAUUUGCAGAAGGUGAUCGAGAUGAAGCUCAUGAAGAAGAUCAGUCAGUGGCGUGGUCAUCGGAAGACGAUCUGGAAUCGCUUCUUGCGUGAUGAAUUGAGAAGCAUUCUAGUUGAUCUCGAGUCUGCAGUGACAAGAGAAUCCAGCGUUGAGGAGCAAAUGGAGAAAAUCAAUGUCUUCCUCACGACCUUCAAGGCUUCGGGAUUCCCACUCAAUCUUCCCUACUACAGUCUCUCGCACAUCGUGGAGCGCGUCAAGAGCACCGGGAUUCACAUGAAUCUGGACAAUCGGGUGGAAUUUGCCCUCGCCGUUCACAUUCAUCCAUAUGAAAAUAAUGUGCUCUCCGUCUGGAUAUUCCUGCUCUCGCUCCUGCCCAAGAUUUAG